ACGCCAUGACUUGAUUUUAAAGCUCUGCUAAAAACCAACAAAUGUUUGGAAGAUUUUAGGAAGAAGCAGCUGAAACUUUUGGUGAGUCGAACUGCUGAAAUAAUUAAAUACAAAAUGGCAGAGAGAGCUCUUCUUGAGGAGUUUCUGAGCUGCCAUGUUUGUUCAGAGACGUUCAGAGAUCCUGUGUCUCUGAGCUGCAACCACAGCUUCUGUUCAAGCUGCCUGCAGAAAUUCUGGGAACAAACUGGAAACAAGAAUUGUCCCAUCUGCAAAAGGAAAUCUUCUAAGGAUUCACUAAUAAUUAACUUCACUCUGAAGGACCUGGCUGAUUCUUUUACUGGAAGACAGAAAUCUGAAUCCUCAGAGACAGAAAAAGGAGGAAAGCAGCUGAUGGUCUGCAGUAAACACCAAGAAGACCCUAAACUGUUCUGUGAAGACGAGCAGAGAGCUGUGUGUCCUGUCUGUGAGUUUUCUCUCCACCAGAGUCACAAAGUGGUUCCUAUUGAACAAGCAGUCAGAGAUCUGAAGCAGCAGCUGAAAUCGGACUUAGAGUCUCUGCAGGACAAGAGGAACAAACACAAACAGGUGGAGAAAACAUACGAUGAUGUGAUUCAACACUCCAAGAAGCAGCUGCUGUCCACAGAGAGACAGAUCAGAGCAGAGUUCAACAAGCUCCACCAGUUCCUGAGAGAGGAAGAGGAGUCCAGACUGGCAGCUGUGAGGGAGGAGGAGGAGCAGAAGAGGAAGACUAUCAGCAGAGAGAUGAAGAGGAUUGAGGAGCAGAUCUCCUCUCUGUCAGACAGCAUCUCUGCUGUUGAAGAAGAGCUGCAGAAAGACAACGUGUCGUUCCUCAGCCGUUAUAAAGACACUCAGAGCAGAGCCAGAGGUCAGAGGUCACUGCCAGACCCACAGCUGGUCCCAGGAGCUCUGAUAGAUGUGGCCAAACACCUGGGCAACCUGUCCUUCAGAGUCUGGGAGAAGAUGAAGGACAAGGUGAAGUUCAGUCCCAUCAUUCUGGAUCCAAACACUGCAAAUGGAUGGAUGCACCUGUCUGAUGAUCUGACCAGGGUGAGACGUUUGGACGCAGAGCAGCAGCUUCCUGAUAAUCCAGAGAGAAACUCUGGAUAUGCCAAUGUGUUUGGUUCUGAGGGCUUCAGCUCAGGGAAACACAGCUGGGAGGUGGAGGUGGGAGAUCAUCCUGACUGGAUAGUCGGUUUAGUUAAAGAGUCUGUUGACAGGAAGGGAAAGAUUUCUUCUUCACCAGAAAAUGGGAUCUGGUGUUUGCUGCAUCGUGAUGGAAAAUACACCAACGGUGACGGUGAGACUGUGACAGUGAUGAAGAGUCUCCAGAGGAUCAGAGUCCAGCUGGACUAUGACAGAGGGCAGGUUUCCUUCUACGACUGUGAAGAAAAGAGUCACAUCUACACUCACAGAGACACUUUCACUGAGAAACUCUUCCCUUACGUUUAUGUUUUUGAUGCUGCUGAUGCCAAAACUCGUGAUAUCAAAAUCUGUCAACCUGAGAUUUCAUUCUACAGGUAAUAGUUGUGAUUCUUAUUUCUUAUUUUAGAUAUGCAUUUCUGUUUUGGAACCUUUUGGAACAUUCUGGAUCAUUUUCAAACUUUUUGGAUUUCGAUCUGUAAAAAUCGAUCAGAGUUUACAGGUGAAAUAUACAUUUAAGAUUCACAUUUAAAAUAUGUUCUUACUUGAGCAAAAUUAUGAAAAAAUAUAUUUGUAUUUUUUUUAAUGUAAAUAUUUUUGUUUUCUUGUUAAAAUGAGAGAACAUGGUGUAAAAUAUCAGCUGUGAGGAGCAAGACAGUGAGACUGUGUUUUUAUUGUAAUUAUGAAAUGUACAAAAUUGUUCGGAUAAUAUUUCUUUAACUGGAGCAAAUAUUUCAUGAUCAUAAUGUGUUUAAUGCAGUAAACUGUAAUUUAAACAAUGAUAAUUAUUCUUAGUUUGUUUUUAACUGUUUUGUAAAAACUGUUCAGAAGUUCAGGACUGGUUCUUGGUGUCAGUUUUGUUUUUAAUUGUUGUGACGAUUCACAACAAUUACCUGUUAUAAUAGUCCAGUGAUAAGUUAUGUUGACCAAAUGCUGUAGAUUUCAAAUGAUUUGUUUCCUGAAACAUUUAUUUAUCAGAACCAGUUAAUUUUCAACAGCAGAUGUUUUCUAACAGCAGUUUGUCAGAAAUGUUCUCCUGAACAGAUCCGCCAUGAUCUCUGAUCUCUGAUCUCUGCAUGAUUCACAUAACAGACAGGAGUCACAGCACAAAGCAUAGAAAUCUGUGGCUCAUCUUCAUCGGAGAAUUACAGUAAAAAUAUUAAUACUGUCAUAAAACUCAAUACGGAGCUUUCUGCUGUCUCCCUGUAAUGUCUGCUGAUAUAGAAACACUGAACUGAAUGUUUCCUGCUUGCAGAAUAAAAAGGCUUCAGUCUU
This is a messenger RNA of Poeciliopsis prolifica (blackstripe livebearer), 2436 nucleotides long. RefSeq names its product zinc-binding protein A33-like. Gene Ontology annotation, molecular function: protein binding; zinc ion binding. The record is from RefSeq and is a predicted model, not a curated record. The transcript has a single exon. The coding region runs from base 115 to 1542 and encodes 475 amino acids. NCBI's taxonomy places the organism in Eukaryota, Metazoa, Chordata, Actinopteri, Cyprinodontiformes, Poeciliidae.